Messenger RNA from Paramecium octaurelia, 1679 nucleotides. The record is from the annotation of a GenBank genome assembly. Lineage: Eukaryota; Ciliophora; Oligohymenophorea; Peniculida; Parameciidae.
AUGGGAUGUGUUUCAGGAGCUGAAAUCAAACAGAAUCCAAUAGUUUAAAUGAGAACUAGAAACUAGGAUCUAGUCUUCACCUCUACAGAAGAUAUUUCUAGAAUUUAUUAGUUUGGCAAAGUACUUGGAGUGGGUUCAUUUGGAAAAGUCGUUACCGCUAGAAUGAUAAAAAAUUUGGAAAAACAAUUCGCUAUCAAAAUCAUAGAAAAAGCAAAGGUCAAAGGUCGUGAAGAUAUACUGGCUAAUGAGAUUUACAUGCUCUAGAAACUAGAUCAUCCUAAUAUAAUUAAAUUUCAUGAAGUUUACUAAAACAAAUAAAAUUUUUACAUCUGUAUGGAUUAUUGUAAAGGGGGAGAAUUAGUUGAAUGGAUUCCUAAAAAGUACAAAAGCUUUCAUGAACAGCAUAUUCAAGAGAUAAUGAAAAAGGUUAAAAAACAUUAUCAUUAUUAAUUAGAUUGUCUCUGCUGUUUCCUAUAUCCAUGAUCAAGGCAUAGUGCAUAGAGAUAUCAAAGCUGAAAACAUUAUGAUUACGUCCAAAAAAGAUGAUGGAGAACCUAAAUUGAUUGAUUUCGGACUGGCAAAUAAGUUUGAUACUUCUCAUUUAAAGUAUCAUUUAUAAAACAUUUAAUUCAGGCGACUGAAAUCUUUUGCAGGAACCCCUAUGUACAUGGCACCUGAAGUAAUAAAGGGAUCAUAUGAUGAAAAAUGUGAUAUUUGGUCAUUGGGAGUUCUACUGUUUACAUUACUUUCUGGUCAUUUGCCAUUUCAUGGAGAAACAAAGGAGGAAUUAUAUGACAAUAUUUAAAAAGCCAAUGUAUGACUUAUAUCAUAUAUAAUAGAUUUCAUUUACUUCAACCAUUUGGUCCCACAUAAGUAAUGAGGCUAAGGACAUCAUUAAAAAAAUGCUUUCCAAAUAACCUGGGUUAAGACCCAACUCUAAGGAACUUCUAAAGCACAGUUGGUUCAAAAAAUAAUUCAAGUCGGAAGAUAAAAAUUCAUCAAUAUUAAAUAAUUCUCUCACUUCAAGCAUAACUGAAAAUAGAUCGAUUUAUUCAUUAUUAAAAUAAAAUUAAGGAGGAGCUAAAUUUAAAAAAGAAGUAAAAACUCUUUUAAUCAAUUAAUUAAGUGAGGCAGAAUUAAAUUCAUUAAAAGAAAUAUUUAAGAAAAUAGAUGUUGAUAAUUCUGGGACUAUUACUUUUUAAGAGUUGAAGUAGGCUUUACAAGCUGAAGUAUGAUUUCUUUGUAUUAUCUCUUUAGGGUUCUCCAGCAACCUUUGAAGAUAUAGAGAAGUUAAUAACUAAUGGUGGUCCUCCGAUAUCACAUGAGGAAGUUGGAAAAAAGAAAAAGGAGUUUAUCAUUAAAUAUAGUGAAUUUUUGGCUUCUUGUAUAGAUGAACGGAAGUUCAUUACUAAAGAGAAAGUAAUACGCAAUCUUAUUCAUAGUUAUCUUCCUUAUUUAAAAUAUUUGAUACUGAUAAUUCAAAUUUUAUUACUAAAUAAAAUAUUAAAGAAGCAUUUGCAAGAAAUGGAAAGUAAAUUUCUGAUAAACAAAUUGAUGAAAUGAUUGCUGAAAUCGAUCCUAAUCAUGACAACAAAAUUAGCUUUGAAGAAUUUUGUUAGAUGUUUGACAAUUCAGGUGUAAAUAAAAACUUCACUGAGGAUGGAAGUAUGUAUGCAUGA